Molecule: messenger RNA, 1545 nt
Organism: Prosopis cineraria
Lineage: Eukaryota; Viridiplantae; Streptophyta; Magnoliopsida; Fabales; Fabaceae
Product: F-box protein CPR1-like
Exons: 2
Coding region: 81-749 (222 amino acids)
Molecular function (GO): protein binding
Source: RefSeq, a predicted model, not a curated record
CGCAAUCGCCCCCUUGGCUCGUUUCACUCCACCUGCCGCCACCCCUUGAAUUCCGAACCCUAAUUCCCUCUUGCAAGCAGAUGAAGGCGAGUGAAGGUGACAAGAACUUUCUGCCAAUCGAGAUUAUCAUCAACGUUCUCAAAAGGCUUCCUGCCAAAUCCAUUGUUCGAUUUCGAUGUGUGUGUAAAGAUUGGAAAAAUCUCUUCAAAACCCCAUCUUUCAUCGCCGACCAUAUCCACCACUCUCAUCAUGAGAAUCCUUUUCUCCUCCUCCAUGAACACAAUCUUCAACAAAGGCGUUUGUCCUUACGUUUGCUCAAUCAUGAGAUGAAAACAGUUGAAGUUUUGAGCUUGCCGCCCUCGAUUGAUCCCUUCGGACAUGUCUACUGGGAAAUCAUUGGCUCCUGCAAUGGCUUGCUUUGUGUCGUAGUUGAUCCUGCUAGCAGUAGGUCUCCUUGUUCGCUUUGGCUGUGGAACCCGGAGAUUAGAGAGGUCAGAGAAGUACCCCAAACAACGAAUGACUAUUGGGACAAGUGCCAGUUUGGAUUUGGGUACAGUAGCGUCCUUAGUGAUUACAAGAUAGUGAGAUUUUGUCAUAAACAGGGGCGCAUAAAAAAGGAAGACGCCAUCUGGGGAUAUGAUAUUAAAGUGGAAGUAUUUUCAUUAAACACAAGUUCAUGGAAGGAGCUAGAAUCUGGAGCUUCACAGAAUACAGAAAUUAUAUUUCCAAACUAUCAGUGGCAGUGCUGAUGGAACUAUAGUUUGGUUAGGAAGACAAGAUCAUUGUCCUGUGGUAGUUUCUUUCACCAUAGUGACGGAAGUGUUUACAUUUACACCAAUACCAUUUGCACGUCAUCAUUUAUAUUAUCGAAUUUGUCUUGGUGUGUACGACAACAAAUUCGUUAUAUUUUGGAAUCGUCGUUCGUCUUGUUUAAUCGAUAUGUGUGUGUUGGAGGAGGUUGCUAGUGAAUCUGGGAAGAGUUUGUACUGUACAGAAGAAGAUACCAUUAUAUCAUUUUCAUUUGCUUUGAAGCCAUUAAGUAUUUGGAGAAAUGAAAUAGUGUGCUUUGAUGAACGUAAGGUGGAGGGUCAACCAAGGUACUUUCUUAAGUUGUUCAAUCUCACUACUAGGAAAUGGAAAGAGUUCCACAACUUUUCUGCAGGUCGUGAAAGCUGGUGUUAUGGUUUCAAUUAUAAAAGGAGCCUUGUGUCUGUCUGCAACAUCCAGGAAAGUUUUCAUGCCACUAGGCUACAAGGCCAUUGGCUUUUCCUUAAACCUUUGAAAUUAUAAUUCUGCCCCCAUCAGACAAUAUUUUUCUUUCGGCCUUGCCCCUCUUUUGAGCACACACGCACGCAACAGAGCCGGUGGUCAGAGAGAACAGAACAGAGUCGGUGUUGAGAGAGCCAGAAGCUUUGAAUCCCUGCUCCAGCUAUCACCAUCCUCAGCCCUCAUCACUGUCGUCGCUCAUCUUGUCACCGGCGACCGCGUGAAUGCCGGAAUCUCCACUGCGUGUUGCACUAGUCUGCUUUGUCUAAUCCUCCCUUG